AUUGCCAUGACAACACACACAGGCACCUCUCUCUCUAUAGAUAUCUCUCUCUCUCUCUCUCUCUCUCUCUAUAAUAUAUAUAUAUAUUAAUAUAUGUCUGGAUCUCUAUAUAUAUGCACGCGUAAAUAUCCAUCUUGCUUCAGCUCCUUUCGAAGUGGUGAGAUUACUGUAGUAGAGAGAAGACGAAGAAGAAGAAGAAGAUAAAGCGUAUUUGCCAUGGCAGCCAUGGAAUCACUGAGUAUCAAGCAGGAGAGCAUUGUGGUGGUCGACGCUGAAGGUUUUACCGGGAAGGAGAUGGCGCUGAAAGUUGAGGCGAUUAAGGAAGAGCCGCUGAUAUUUCUAGACGAUGAGUACAGUGGAAGCGGCAGUGAAGGCGGCGGAGGUGGAGGCAGUGGGUUUCAGUCUCCGGCGACGUUGGUGCCGAAGCCGAUGGAGGGGCUGCACGAAUCGGGGCCGCCUCCGUUUCUGAGGAAGAUAUUUCAAAUGGUGGAAGAUCCAGAAACGGAUGAGAUCAUUUCGUGGAGUGUUUCCAAGAAAAGUUUUAUCGUUUGGGAUCAUCACCGGUUUUCCUGCAAUCUUCUUCCCAAAUAUUUCAAGCACAAUAACUUCUCGAGCUUCAUUCGCCAACUCAAUACUUACGGUUUUAAAAAGAUAGAUUCAGACAGAUGGGAAUUUGCCAAUGAAGGGUUCCAAGGAGGGAAGAAGCAUUUGCUGAAGAACAUCAAGAGGAGGAAACAGAACCCACAAAAUUGGCAGCAACAAGGGGCCAUGAAACCAGCCUGGCUUGAUUCAGUAAAUUUCGGAAUAGAAAACGAGCUAGAAAAUCUGAGGAGUGACAAGAACAAAAUGAAAAUGGAAAUCCUGAAGCUGAAGCAGCAACAAGAGAACACAGACAGUUACUUGGCCGCCAUUAAAGAGCGCAUAGAAAAUAACGAGUGCAGGCAGAAACAGAUCUUCAUCUUCAUGGCCAAAGCUUUCACCAAUCCUGCCUUUCUUCAUCAAUUCAUCCGGCUUCUGAGGCAGAAGAGUGAGCUCUGCGACGGCCAAAUCGCGAAGAAGAGGAGAUUGGCAGCCCCUGGAAGCAAUGAAAACAGAGAUUCAAUGCAAAUUGCUAAGAAAAUUUCAAAUGGGCGGAGCCAAAAUCAGGAGGAAGUGGAAAUACUGUUCCCUGCUUCAUUGGACGAGGGGGGAAGCCCUGGCCAAGACCAGGAGGCUAAUGGAGCUUCUGGGUCAAGUAGCCCAGAUUUCUGCUCUGAUAACUACAUCUUGUGGGAGAAACUGCUGGAGGAUGAACUGAUUCUUGAGAAUGAAGCUCAGGCAGAGGCAGAAAUGGCGCAGCACCAGUCUAAGAUUGUUCUAGAACUGGAGAAUCUGAUAGCCAAGGACAUGGUGGGGCAAGUGGGUUGUGUUGAACUGAAGCUGUAAUUUCACUGGAGCAGGUUAGAGGAGAUCAGUAGAAACUUCGGAUGGAUCCAUACAUAGGCCUUUUUCUUUCUUUGAAUAGCUCACUAGUGAAGGUGCCAGCAGCAGCCUGUAUCAAAGGAACUCCUCUCUUUCUCUCUCCAUUGUUAAUUCUUACUGUGUUUUUCUCCCUUUUAUUCAACUCCUGUAAAUGUGGAGUUCUGCUUUCUAAAGCAAUGUACAAAUUAGGGCUGCCAUUUAAGUCAUGGCACAGUUUGUUCUCGUCUUUGUUACCUUCUAUACCCAAAACGUACAAGUCUAUAUAGCAGCUGUUCAUAUUCUAGUUCCAAUUUCAUAUAUAAAGUUCCUACCUGGUUAAUUUCUUCU
Molecule: messenger RNA, 1788 nt
Organism: Diospyros lotus (date-plum)
Lineage: Eukaryota; Viridiplantae; Streptophyta; Magnoliopsida; Ericales; Ebenaceae
Product: heat shock factor protein HSF30-like
Exons: 3
Coding region: 217-1425 (402 amino acids)
Biological process (GO): regulation of transcription by RNA polymerase II
Cellular component (GO): nucleus
Molecular function (GO): DNA-binding transcription factor activity; RNA polymerase II cis-regulatory region sequence-specific DNA binding
Source: RefSeq, a predicted model, not a curated record